AUGCAUCGCGUGCAGCGCCUCUUUCAUGGCGUCGGUCGACCUCUCGUCUCCUCAAAGGUCGCAACCGCUGCCGGGCGCCAGCACCACCAGCGCAGGCGAGGGAUUGUGACAGAAGCCGACGUGGAGUCAGCGCGCAAGUACUGCGUCAACCAGUUGCGGCAUGGCGACUACGACUCCUACCUCUUGCGGCAGUUCGUCCCGCGCUCCUCCCAAGACUGCUACAAUGCCCUACGAACUCUCAACCUCGAACUCGCGCGCCUACCCGAGACCGUGUCCAACCCGACGAUAGGCCGCCUGCGCAUGCAGUUUUGGCGCGAUUCAGUCAGUGCCGUGUUUGCGGGCUCGCCACCGCGUGAACCCAUCUGCAUCUUGCUGCACGAGGCACUCCGCAAACUCGCAGUGCGGCCCGGCGGUCGUGGCAGCUCCAAGUCGAUCAAGUUCUGGUUGACGCGCUUCAUCAACACGCGCGAGCAAUACAUGGAUAACAGGCCGUUUGCGUCGCUUGCCGCUCUGGAGGAAUACGCAGAGAAUACCUAUUCCACGCUGAUGUAUAUGACGCUGGCGUCGAUGCCGCUGCGCUCCGUCCACACAGAUCAUCUAGCUAGCCAUAUAGGAAAGGCGUGCGGCAUCGUUGCAGUCCUGCGAGGGAUUCCGGUCUUGUCAGCACCGGCGCCGCCUAUCCAAUCACCCGCUGGUUCUAGCACCGGCAGAAGCCAAGCUUUACUCUUGCCUCUGGAUGUAAUGGCAGAGACAGGAGUCCGGGAGGAGGACGUCUUUAGGCACGGGCCAGAUGCCGAAGGGCUUCAGGAUGCAGUCUUUAAUGUGGCAACUAGGGCAAACGACCACAUCAUCACAGCGCAAGAGAUGCUCAAGAAUCUAAAAGCCGGUGCGAGCCCUGGCCAUGAUUUCGAGCACGAAGGCGAGGAGGAACAUGUGUAUCCUGCCAAAGAUUUUGGCGGAGGAGAUAGCACAGAGGCAGACCUGCGCCGCGGAUUUGGCAUGUUGCUCGAGGCUGUACCAGCCAGGGACUUCUUGUCACGGCUCGAGGCCGCCAACUUUGACCCUUUCAGGGUCAAGGCCAGCUGGAAGCUCCCGUGGAGCCUAUGGCGGUCUUUGAAGACGCAGCAAAUAUAA
This is a messenger RNA of Thyridium curvatum, 1134 nucleotides long. RefSeq lists its product as uncharacterized. Lineage: Eukaryota; Fungi; Ascomycota; Sordariomycetes; Thyridiales; Thyridiaceae. Gene Ontology annotation, biological process: mitochondrial respiratory chain complex I assembly; biosynthetic process. Bases 1 to 1134 code for a protein of 377 amino acids. The record is from RefSeq and is a predicted model, not a curated record. The transcript has a single exon. Gene Ontology annotation, cellular component: mitochondrion.